This is a messenger RNA of Amblyraja radiata (thorny skate), 872 nucleotides long. Its product is annotated as gastrula zinc finger protein XlCGF7.1-like. The record is from RefSeq and is a predicted model, not a curated record. The coding region runs from base 105 to 872 and encodes 255 amino acids. Gene Ontology annotation, biological process: regulation of gene expression. Gene Ontology annotation, cellular component: nucleus. Lineage: Eukaryota; Metazoa; Chordata; Chondrichthyes; Rajiformes; Rajidae. The transcript has 5 exons.
AGAGACAGAGAUGUGAGCGGCCAUUGAGGGCAGCCUGGGUGCCGGUGAGCCCCCAUCCCCCAUCUGCUCGGUGUGCGGGCUGAGCUUCGACGGGCUGACCUUCAAUGGAGGGGCACAUGACAGGGCACAAGAAGGAGAAGCAUUAUGAGUGUGAUGUGUGUGGCAAGGCCUGGCUGACCCCAGGCCUGCUGGAGACCCACCGGCGGAUGCACACGGGAGAACGCCCCUUCGACUGCUCGGAGUGUGGCAAGAACUUCAAAUGCUCCAGCAACCUGCAGAAGCACAGCCUCGUGCACUCCGACAAGAGGCCCUUCACCUGCUCCGACUGCGGCAAAGGCUUCAAGUCGUCCACGCAGCUGAAGUUGCACAGACGCGUGCACACCGGGGAGCGGCCCUACACCUGCAGCGACUGCGGCCAGGGCUUCACCAAGUCCAGCAAUCUGCUGGAGCACAAGCGCACCCACACUGGCGAGCGCCCCUACACCUGCGCCCAGUGCGGCAAGUGCUUCCCCCGCUCAAGCAGCCUGAUGGAGCACCAGCUCACCCACACCGGUGAGCGGCCCUUCACCUGCAGCGAGUGUGGCAAGGGCUUCACCCGCUCGCACGCACACCGACGAGCGUCCCUACAUCUGCACCCAGUGCGCAAGGGCUUCACCAGCUCCACACAGCUGCGGGCUCACCAGCGCAUCCACACUGGCAAGCGUCCCAACACCUGUACCCAGUGCGGCAAGCGCUUCACCAGCUCCACCCAGCUGCUGGCCCACCAGCGGUUGCACGCCGGCGACGGUACCUUCCCCAAUCCGGUGUGUGGAGAGAGCUUUGCCAUGGCCACCCAUGCCCUGUCUCACCAGCGCGUGCACACCAGUGACUGA